Durio zibethinus is the source of this 828-nucleotide messenger RNA. NCBI's taxonomy places the organism in Eukaryota, Viridiplantae, Streptophyta, Magnoliopsida, Malvales, Malvaceae. The record is from RefSeq and is a predicted model, not a curated record.
CUUUUUUAUAUUUAACUCGCGAUGAAAAAAAUCAGAUAAUUUGAAAAAAGGAAAAACCCCAAUGCUAGGCAAAAGCAGAAGAAUGAUAUGCUCGCUUCUCACCCAAACGCCACUUCAUCUAGCAUAUUAUUGGAGUUCUUCCAUUUACAAAACCAAACCAUCUACCCAUCUACAUAACUUCUCCUCGGGUUUUUUGGGUCCAAUUUCGAGCCCUGCAAUCCGAGCGUUUUGUUCGAAAUCCGGUGAAGUGGGAGGAAUGGCGUCGUCGCUCCAAAAUCAGGGUUCUAUUUCGUAUCUGACACAGCGAGAAGCUGCUGAGAUUGAUGAGACUCUAAUGGGUCCUCUUGGCUUUAGUGUUGAUCAGCUAAUGGAAUUGGCUGGUUUAAGCGUCGCCACAUCAAUUGCUGAGGUUUAUAAACCGAGUGAGUAUAAUCGUGUUCUUGCUAUUUGUGGUCCGGGAAAUAAUGGAGGUGAUGGGUUGGUUGCUGCUCGGCACUUGUAUCACUUUGGAUAUAAGCCAUUUGUGUGUUAUCCUAAGCGAACUCCCAAACCCCUUUAUUCUGGUCUUGUUACUCAGCUGGAAUCUCUGUCAGUCCCUUUCCUAUCAGUGGAUGAGCUGCCUGUGGACUUGUCUAAGGACUUUGACAUUCUAGUAGAUGCUAUGUUUGGCUUUUCAUUUCAUGGUAAACUACUUGAUACUCAUACUAUUUUUUAUAAUUCUUUCAACUUCAUGUUUAUGCAUAUGCGUCGUGAUGCUGCAACAAUAUUGUGAUUACCAUCUUUUCAUAAUCAAGUUAACAUCAUGUUGCUAUGAUUCUCCUAUUAUUC